AUUUUUAUGGGAGUAAAGGAGCCUGUGCCAAUCUAAACCUGUUCGGAAAUUAGAUAAAAUCUUUAAUAAUGUUGAAGAACUGGCUCCAAAAAAAGAGAGUACAUUAAGCAAUAUACUGUGAUAGAUAAUAAUAGAAUGAGAGAUAGAAAAAACUGAAGCUGAUUUCAAAUUUAAUGUAUUUCUAAUGUAGGCCAGACAGAAGAAGAGGAUAUUGCCAUGUCGAGUGGUACAAACACACACACACACGCACAAACAUACAUUUGUGAACAAAAUACACUCUAACAGAUUAUUUUCUCUGAUUGUAGAUGUUAACAGGCAGGCUGUAUUACAAGCACUAAAAGUUCAAACCCAUCUGAAACAAGAUGGAAGCUGGAUCAAAAAAUCUCAAGAUGUUCAGGACACACCUACAGAAGUAAAAGCACGGAAACCAAUAAAGCUAGUAAAGCCUAAGAAUGUGUCACCACCUGAGGGCAGUUUGGUCUCUUCCUCCAUUAUGCCAUGUGCACAGAGUGCCACCUCCUCCAGCUUGGACUCAUCCACACCUCCUCAAAACUCAGCCUUGAGGACGUUUGACCCUCUGAACUCAACAGAAAACACACCAGUCAGGAGUGAGUCCAGUCUGGCCAAAAGUGUAAAUCCUGUCCUUGGGGACUCCAUGAGACCACAUGUUGAGAAUGAAGCGGAGACAUCAAUAAUCAAACCCGCAGAGCAACCAUUGAAGAAACCUGUUCCUGUAAAGGACAUAACAGAAAAACAUAUCGUCAUACCUGUAGAGGAACCACUGAAGACACAUGCAGACACUCCUAAAACAGAUAUAGUGCAGAAACCUACAGAAAAACCUGUAGAGGAUCCAAUGAAGACACCUACAGAUGUUCCUGUAGAGAACAUAGUGGUGAAACCUGAAGAAGAAUCACUGAAGACACAUACAGAGACUCUGGUGGAUGGAGCUUCAACAGAUCAAACACAAUCCAGUGGAUCACUGCAGGAGAAUACAGCAAAGCCUUUAGAGAAUAAAGAAGACAACACAGUUGAACAAGUCACAAUAGCACAAGCCCCUGUAGUAGAGGCUCCACUCCAACCAAGUGAUCAUGGGGAACUUUCACUAGUAUCUGCUCUGGAAACUCCAACUACAGAGCUGACCCAAGAACCCUCUGAGGUAGCCCCGGAAGAGCACAAUAGACUGAACAGUGAAGCUGAAUUGAAGUUUUUGGUGAUCCAAUCCCAGGUGGCCAGUACAGGUGUAAACGAGGUCAAUAAGGUUUUGUGAUGAUGGGAUCAUUGAAACCUACAGAAGCCCUGAGGCAUUUAUUACUAUUUCCUUUUUUUGUUUUUUCUUGAUCACAGCUGAAAGGGAUACUUUUUAAAGGGAUACUAGGAAAAAUGUUGUCAAUUGUCCACACUCAGUCCAUUUCAAACUUAUAUGAAUUCCUUUCUUCUGCAGAGGACAAAAAAUUUGUUGAAGAAUGUUGUUAACCAAAGUAGUUGAUUGUAGCCAUCGACUUUCAUAGAGUGGAAAAAUAAAUAAUAUGGGAGUUAAAAUUAAAUAAAUAUUUAAUCAAAUCUAAUCAGAGACAGGUUCUAUUGUUAUCUAAACAUUUUGUUUGUGUAUUUAACCUUUUUAAAUUGUAUAGAGAAAAAUCUCAGGAAAGAAUAGAAGAUGAAACGAUAGCCUAUGCUUGGUAGCAAGUGCCAAGAUGAAAUUUUAAAGGGUACAUAACAUACACAGUUUCACCCUAAUAUGUUUAUCUCCUAAAGAGUAGUACUGCAUCCUUCAUAUAUCCAAAAAGUCUUUAGUUUAAUCAUAUUUAUAAAAGAAAAAUACAGCUUUUCGAUUCUUUCCGGAAAAAAGCCGAGCUCCUGGAGGCGUGACAUGAGCGGAGCUACAAUACUGAUGUUUCGUGUUGUUUCCAUUAACAUAUCUUCACUUAUGUGCGGAUUUCCAACAAAAUACAGAAAUCUGAUCCAUUUGUACUUACAUGAAUGGGGUCUUUUAUCAAACGAUGUGCAAAUCCAGCGUUGACUUGGGCCUUGUUUAUAAAACAUUGGUCACUCAAAUGACCAGAACACACAAACGCACUUGAUACACUCCGUUGCUGCAUCGAAAAAAAAAAAACACUGUUCAUGUAACGCUGGGUUUUUGGGGAAGCUAAACACAGUAAACUUUCCUUCACAUCCAAAAUUGCACUUAUUUGGAGGCAUUCUGAACAAAUCCUAUGCAGUGCUGCCAACGAAUUUGAAGCGCGUUGAUGUGAACGGUCUCACUCUCCUCUGACCAAUGUGUGUGCGUGGGCGCACUUUUCUGGGAGAAAUCCUUAUAGAAGGACUUCCAUUCUCGUCUACACCAUUAGACCCACGAUCAAAAAAAAAAAAAAACCCAGCCAAAACUUGUACCAACCCAGAAGUAAGAUUUUCAGCACAGAUAUUCUCAGUCAUUCUUCUAAAUUAUGUUUUUUAAACUUUGGCCAUUUUUAGCAUGAGAAUCCAUCUCUUUAAUACUGUGAACAACUCUUAAUACACGAAACACCAUUGUACCCUUGCCAAUGGCAGUGAAUUUGUUUAUGAAAUGUUUUUUACGGCCUUCAAAAUGUUUUCUUUGUUUAUUUCAUUUUUUCAUUCGGAAUUAAGAUGUGCUUUAGUGCUAUCAGUAAAGCUCUCUCUCUCUCUCUCUCUCUCUCUCUGUUUUAGUGUAGCGGUUGCUGGAGUCCUCUUGGUGAUCUCUCUUCAUCUUUGUACCACUUUGCUGGGAAAAUCCUCUGUGAGAAAUGCUUUGAUCAAAUCUUCCAGCUCUGAUGACUCAUCCCACAGCAACCUACUACUGCAGCUUAUCACCAUGACAACUAAGCACAUCUCAGAGUCUACUACUUAGUUUGAAACAAUUAAACGAAAUUAUUUAUCUGUAAAAGAACUGCUUUCAUCGGUUUAUUGCACAUAUAGGCCAUUCAACACCAUUUUUCUGUAAAUAUUUUUUUUCAGAUCAAUAUAUUUAUAUGAUUUAUUUCUGAUCAAUAUAUUUCUUGUUUUCUUCUGACAAAACAUUUAAACUGUAUUUUAAUAAAAUGUCCUAUAAGCUUGA
Carassius gibelio (silver crucian carp) is the source of this 3073-nucleotide messenger RNA. Its product is annotated as LIM and calponin homology domains-containing protein 1-like. The record is from RefSeq and is a predicted model, not a curated record. The coding region runs from base 494 to 1267 and encodes 257 amino acids. NCBI's taxonomy places the organism in Eukaryota, Metazoa, Chordata, Actinopteri, Cypriniformes, Cyprinidae. The transcript is spliced from 5 exons.